Messenger RNA from Trifolium pratense (red clover), 2305 nucleotides. RefSeq lists its product as uncharacterized. The transcript is spliced from 3 exons. Lineage: Eukaryota; Viridiplantae; Streptophyta; Magnoliopsida; Fabales; Fabaceae. The record is from RefSeq and is a predicted model, not a curated record. Bases 1 to 2079 code for a protein of 692 amino acids.
AUGGACGUAAACUUGCAAGCUACCGAGGGCAGGGAUAAUCGUCCAGAUCUUAUUGUGAAAGAAAAAGAGCCACCCCGCCACACCACAUGGGUACUCAAAAUGUCCGACGUGGAGGAAGUAACGGGGAGCCAAGCUACGUCGAAACACAAGUUGGUCGACACUAUUACUGACCCAGAGCUGGCUUGGGUUGCGCCCGAGCCCCGGGGGAUUGCUUCGACGAUUACCGCGCAGGAUCCGCGGCUUUUUACCAUCGUCGAGGAGGCUGGUUCGGAGAACUGGGAGGUUCGUACGCCUGCUGAGGGGGAGCGGGUUUGCUCGUCGUACACGGGAUGCAGCUUCACUAUGUACGAGAUGGCGUUCAAGGAGUUGGGAUUUCGGCUGCCCUUCAACGAUCUCGAAGCCGGAAUUUUUGGCCGGCUAAGAGUGGCUCCUUCACAGCUUCAUCCGAAUUCACUAGCGUUUAUCCGGGCCUACCAGAUCCUUUGUCGGUAUCUGGAGGUGGAGGCUACUGUUGCCCUAUUCUUUUAUAUCUUCCAAAUCCAACGUCAGAAAGUCGGGGAUCGGCAGGGUUGGAUUUCCUUGAAGCACCAGUCGAGCAAGAUAUUUAGGAUGUUCGUUGAGUCUGCUCGGGGCUUCAAGGAGAGGUAUUAUGUGGUGAAGCCGGUGACGGAGUUUGCUUUUGAUUCUCUGCACAUGGAGAGGCCCGUGUUCCUCGAGGAUGGGUCUCCACAGUUGGACGAGGAAGGGGAGCAAGUAGUGGAGUGGGUUCUUCGAUUCCCACUGUCGUGGUCGUCGGAACAUUUUGUACUGCGAACCGACGAGUAUCUGACGCCUGUCGAGGACCUGACCCCGGCGGAGAUGGCAGGCUUUGAAAAGCUUAAGGCCUACGUGGACGGUUUUAAGCCGUGUAAGGUCGUGACUAGUUUGGGGGAGGUUGCUUUGGAUAAGCACGGUAGACCGAGGAUCGAGCCUCGUUUUGUUAACACUAGGUUGUUAUUGUCGUGCAAGACUGUUUCAGCCGAGGACACUCUGCUGGGUAGAAUGGCUGAUCUUGCUUCUGAGCUGUUGAGGAUAGCUGCUGAGCAUAAGGGAGAGAAAUCAAAGAAAAAGGCGAGGAAAUCCAAGCCUAAUGUUUUGGUUGCUGAACAGGCUGCUUCGGGGAGCGUCAGCCAAUCUUCGCCGGUGGGAAGCUCAGCAGGUACCCCGGGAUGUCGGGUGAAGAGGCAGAGGGAGGAGCCGAUGAAGACCAUCGUCGACUUGUCUGAGGGUGAUGGGGGAUUUGUUCUCCCUGCUUGUUUGAGCAACAAGGAUUUUUUUAACAACAACCCUCCUCAGGUGCCCGUCUCGGAGAGGGACUAUGUUCUGGGGGUUUCCGCGGCUGCUCGACAAAACCAGCUCACCCAGGAUAUUGCUGCUGUCAUCCGGUUGGCGGAGACAGCCUUAGUGUUAAAUGAAGGGGGGCCAUCUCGUGAGGUGGAAAAGCUGGCUGCCCGGAAUGCCAAGUUGGAGGGAAAAAUUGUAUUGAUGGAGGGUGAGCUGAUCGAUCUGAGGGGGAAGCAAGAGAAUUAUGGCCAGCUGCUGGAAGAUGUUAGGGAAAGCAGGGAUGAGCUGGAGCUUGCUAAGAAAAGGCUCGAGGAGGUGGAGUCCAGGGGAGCCGAGGAGAAAAAGAACUUGGAGGCGGUGAUAGCUGACCUGCAGUCCAAGCUUGCUCCAGCUGCCGACGAGGCCGUUGAAACUUCCAGGCUGGUGAGUCGGGCAGACUUGGUGAAGGAAAUCAAAAGACAAGGGGGCUUGAUGUUGGCGAGCAUGGUGCAUGGGUGGAAGAAUGCGAUCGCCCAACUCAGGGUUGUGAAUGCCGAGCAUGGCUUGAUUACUGACGGCAUUCAUAAGCUCAAACGGGUUGAGAACGGGCAGAUUGUUAUUCCUGAAGAGUAUAAGAAAAUGGCCCUUGAGGAGGAGAAGUUGGAUGAGGAGGCAGUUGAUGAUGAGGGCGAGGAGGAUGAGGAAGCCGAAGAGGAGGCUGUCGGGGAGGACCAGGCACCGGAGGAUAACCCAGAGGGCCAUGAUGAGAGCACCUGAUCCUCCUCGACUGUUUUAUUUGGGCCUGCGCGCCGUUAACUUGUAAUUUUCUUUGUUUUUGAACAAUUUAUUUUUGGGGGCCUGCGUGCUCGGUUUUUGUAACACCUGAACAAAUGGGUUUUUAUGCCCGGUAUUUAUAACAAUGAUCGUUUUAUUCAUCCUGCUCGUCUAUUUUAUCUCCUCGUAUGUAUGUUUAAGUUAUUGCUCUUUGUUUUUGCUAAGUUAU